UUUGAACAAAGUGGUCGAGAGGAGGACUUGUGUUUUCAGUUCUUUUAUUUUUAACGGUUUGUUGACAAUAAUUUAUAGACGUUAAUCUUAUUUGAACUAAAUAGUGUGUGAACAUUGAUGCUAUUGUUGUUGUGGAUUGCUAAGUGAAUUGUAAACAAUGGCGACGCAGCCAGAAGUCGGUGUGUCCGACUUCGUCCUACUGGACAAUUUGACCACCGAUACCUUUAUAGAAAAUUUGCAUUUGAGGUUUCAACACAACAAAAUCUACACGUAUAUCGGCGAAGUACUAGUAUCAGUGAACCCUUACAAGACCCUGGACAUCUACAGUAUGCAGCAUAUGGCACAGUACAGGGGACGGGAGAUGUUCGAAGUCACUCCUCACGUGUAUGCUGUGGCUGAUGCUUGUCAGAGGGUGUUGAGGCAACAGGGCAAAGACACUUGCGUGUUAAUAUCAGGCGAGUCAGGGUCCGGCAAGACAGAGGCGUCCAAGUUCAUAAUGAAGUACAUAGCAGCAAACACAACACAAGUCCACAGAGAUUAUAUUGAUAGGGUAAAAAACGUACUAAUCCAGUCAAAUUCCAUACUAGAAACGUUUGGUAACGCGAAAACGAAUCGAAACGGCAACUCGUCCCGUUUCGGCAAGUACAUGGACAUACACUUUGACUACAAAGGUGACCCUGUGGGAGGUCACAUCAGUAAUUACUUGUUGGAGAAGAGUCGGGUGGUCUCCUUGCAACCAGGAGAGAGGAAUUUCCAUGCCUUCUAUCAGCUGCUAAGUACAAACAACGCGACAACAAAGAAGUUCGGGCUCGCCUCCAGUGCAGUAUACAAGAUACUCGGCAGCGAGCGAGCGACGGCGCAGGACUCCAAACUGUUCUCCGUCACGAAUAGUGCUUUCGACGCCCUCAGCUUCUCGCAGUCGGUCGUUGAGGAUAUAUGGAGUAUUGUGGCGGGAGUUAUAUUGUUGGGCGAGCUAACCUUCACAGAAACGCCAGACGGCCAGCUCAGCAUAGGAGGUCCACUCACACAGUGCACCAACGCUCUCGGAGUAUCAGAGCAAGCUCUCCGGUCCUCUAUGGCCGGCAGGGUCCUGUCUGCUGGAGGAGACCUGGUGAACAAGGAGCACUCUCUGAUGGAUGCUAAUUAUACGAGGCUGGCUCUUGCGAAGGCAGCUUAUGAUAGGCUGUUUACGUGGAUUGUACAACAGAUAAACAAAGCGAUCGACGUCCCGUCGGGCACGUACAAGAGCACGCUAAUAGGAGUGCUGGACAUCUACGGCUUCGAGAUCUUCGAAACCAACAGCUUCGAGCAGUUCUGCAUCAACUACUGCAAUGAGAAACUGCAGCAGCUGUUCAUUGAGCUGGUACUAAAGCAGGAGCAAGAAGAAUACGCUCGCGAGGGCAUCCAGUGGACGCCCAUCAAGUACUUCAACAACCGCGUCAUCUGCGAGCUGGUGGACGCGCCGCAUCAGGGACUCAUCGCCAUCAUGGAUGAGGCCUGUCUCAAUCCUACUAAGAUAUCCGACACGCAACUGCUCGAAGCGAUGGACAGACGACUGAACGGACACAAGCACUACACGUCGCGACAACUCGCGCCUACAGACAAGAAGCUCAAACAUGGCGUCGAUUUCAGAAUCACUCACUACGCGGGCGAGGUGACGUACGCGAUCACGGGCUUCAUGGACAAGAACAAGGACUCGCUGUGGCAGGACCUCAAGCGUCUGCUGCACUCCUCCGACAACCGCUCCCUCGCAGACAUGUGGCCCGAGGGGGGGACUAAUAUACAGAAGACGUCGAAGCGUCCCCCAUCAGCCGCGACGCUGUUCCGCAACUCGAUGUCUGCGCUGGUGACAGGGCUGCAGAGCAAGGAGCCCUUCUACGUGCGCUGCGUCAAGCCCAACCCGCACCAGGCGCCCAAUACAUGGGAUGAACAACUCGUCCGUCACCAAGUCGCCUACCUAGGUCUAGUCGAGAACGUCCGCGUCCGUCGUGCCGGGUUCGCUUCCCGGCAGCGGUACGACCGGUUCCUCAAGCGGUACAAGAUGCUCUCCCAGUAUACCUGGCCCAACUUCCGUGGCAGCAAUGACAAGGAUGCUGUCAUGGUGUUGCUGAGAGAUUUGCAUGUCAGUGAUGUCCAGUUUGGACAUACUAAGCUGUUUAUUAGGAGUGCAAAAACCCUCCACGGUCUAGAAGCAGCUAGAGCGGAACUGAUACCUUCCAUAGUGAUUCUGCUGCAGAAACUGUGGCGCGGCACCCUCGCCCGCAUGCGGUACAAGAAGAUGAAGGCUGCGGUCACUAUAUAUAAUGCUUGGAAACGUUACCGCGUCCGUCGCUACAUCGCGGAACUACAAACAGAACUCCAACGCAACCGCGGCGUCAUCCGCCAGUGGCCCCCCGCCCCGCGCCGCCUGCCCGCGCCGCUGCUGCAGGCCGCCUACCGGCGCUGGCGGGCCUACCUCACGCUCAAGCCCAUACCGCGGGCCCAGUGGCCGCAGCUCAAGAUGAAGAUAUGUGCCGCUAGUGCUCUGAGGGGCAGGAGGACGCAUUGGGGACAGGAUCGACAGUGGAUCGGGGAUUAUUUGGCGGAUAGUAGUUAUAAUUCGAAGGCUGCUGCCUACCAAUCCCAGCUAGCCUCUCUCCAAAAGUCCCAACAAGUCGGGCGAGCGUUAUUCUCGUGCCGAGUGCACAAGUUCAACCGCUACAACAAGCUGGCUGAACGGUGCCUGCUCAUCACGGAGUCAGCUAUCUUCAAGCUGGACGCCAACACCUUCAAGCCGCUCAAGAAACCUACUGCUAUUACUGAGGUCGGCGCCAUCCGCAUAAUGAGUUCCGACGUGCAACUCGUGGUGAUCAGCAUCCCGUCCGCUAAGAACGACCUCGUGGUGGGCCUCGUGGCUCCCCAUAAUAAUCAGACGGGAGGCACCGCGGACCUCGUGGGGGAACUGCUGGGGGUACUCGUCAAUAGGUUUAAUAUGUUAACAGGCCAAGAGCUAUCAGUGGAAGUAGAAUCGGGAGCCACCACCCGCUGCAUCCUGGGCGGCAAGACUCGCGCACUGCAGCUGCCCGCCGCGCCGCCCUCGCCCGCCGCCGCCGCCGCCGCGCCCUUCACACACGCACACAACGUCAUCACCUACCAUCCCGCCUCCGCUAGGGCGUAGGGGGAAUGAAGGAGGAAGGUAGGUAUAAUCAUCGGCAAAGAUAUUGAGCCCUGACCUUCACCUGCGCAGAAGUCAUUUAUUGGUUUAUUGCCUUAAGUGUACAGUGCGCAAAGCGAUCCCCAUUCUUCCGCAGAGAGCUCAAUAUCCGUGCCGAUAACUAUAUUGUGGUGCUCGUGGUGUGUAUUAGGUGGUCAUCAUAUAAAACGAGCCGAGAAAAGAAAGAUAGGAGUUCAAAAAGUUGUUAAAUUAUUGUAAGUAAACUUGAACGGUCAAAUAACACUUGACGUAAUACAAUUGAGAACUUAAAUAUGUAAUGAUUAUAAUAUUGUAUAUGACUUAUUUCAAAUUAUGCUAAAGAGAGGACACAUAAGCAAACUUUGUAGACAAACAUUUAUGGGGACCUAUUAUGACGAGAUUGAACCUAAAUGGUUCGAAAAGGUGUAAAUUCACUCACAAAAGGUGCAAUGUCACGGAUAUUUUAGAAAUUUUCUUACGCAAUUUGUUGCAGUUUGAUAGAGCGAGUCCACCAGAAAAUAAAUUGGUGUACAUCAUAAUACCAUACGCCCGAGCCCGUGGAAUCUUGUCUAGCAACAUCAGAUGUUGCACAUAUAUGUUGCGCAACAUAACCUGUGACAUGUUGCGCAAUAUCAUGUGCAACGAUUUUGUUUAUUUAUUGAGAGGGAAACAGUAACGCCCGCUUUAUGUAAUUUAUAUAAUUAUGUUGUGGAAACGGUAGUGACUUAUUAGAGUGAGAAGGCAUAGUUGUAGUUAUUCUAUUGAAUAGUCAAAUAGUAUAAAAUUUAGGACCGUGUACAUUAUUUAUAAAAAAAAAGAAAUAUACAGUUUUUAAUAUUGUUAGAACACAAAUUCGAUGCGCGAUUUUAGUAUUGCCAGUUUAAACCUUUAUGGUUAAUUGCGAGGCCUUAAAAUAUAAUAGCAACCCAGCUUUGCUCUUAAAUAAAUAAGAAAAUAUUUGAGCAUUCUUAAAAAUCGGUUUGAUACUUUUGGGAAAUAUAUACAAAAUAAAAUUUCUAUACAAUCCAAAAAACUUUGUUUAACUUUGUAGAACAUUAAAAUUAAAUGACUGAUAUCUGGCAUUUGGUAGUAAACUAGCGGCCUUAAAAGUUACGUAUAAAGAAGUAAGUUUAAGUAUGUACCUUAUUAACUUAUUCGACAAAUGUUAACGUUAGUUUUAAUUAGAAUGGUUAGUUGUUAUUUUUUUGUUUUGUGUGAUGAUGGCAACACUAUGAACUGUUGAUAGAUAAAUUAUUUUAUUGUUGUUGGUGAGCUAAGAUUUUCAAUAGAAAUUUUUGAAGUGAUAAAUAAAAUUGAGCAACAUUUAAUUAUGUUGCACCUUAAUACGUUAUGUUGCAACCAUUAUCUGGCUUAUAAUGUUGCCAUCAUCAAAUGAAUUAUAUAGUACGUGCCUUAAAUAUUAUGUUAAUUAUUAUUUUUUGAGGAUUUUUUUAUUAGAAUAUGAAGACAUCACAUUUUGUAAAUAGAUUUUGAAUAAUAAUAAUAACCGCGCACUUUUACAUAAUUAUGAAAUAAUAAAAAAUGUACAGUUGGUAAAUAAUGUUGAACAUUAAAUGUGCUAAUAUGGUAAUAUAGUAAAUUGUUACUUAUAGUUGCUUGGUUACAAUUUAUGAAAUAGGGGGGUUAUUUAAAUUAUUUUGUUGAAAUUAUAGCUGGUACCUACAAUGAAAUAAUAUGUUGUUUUAAAUGGGGAUCUUAGCGCACAAAUAAAUAAUGAUUAGCUGAGCGAAAUAGAAGAUUUUAGUACUUAUUCCACUCGACCGACGUCAGUAAAGUGGUACUAUCGGAAACAUACCUAUUACCUGAGCUAAAGCUCUGAAUAUUUUCUAUUUGACCUUUUCCUUAUUAAAAUCUUCUAAAUCAUUGUAUUCAGAGAUGUAAGCCAAUUUAAGCUAUUACUCUGGGAAUUAUUUGCGCUUUUAUAGCGAAAUUAUAAAUAUUGCUAGUCGAUGUUUUUCUUAGUACGCGUUUGUUUAACGCGAGCUUACAGAAUAGAUCGAAAUUGCAUUUGUUUUUUUAUUAAAUCUUACUUUAAAUUACUAUUAUAAUAGCUACAUAAUUAUAAAAGGGUCUUGUAUAUAAGUUAUUUUACAUAUAACUUUAAAAUUAAUAGCAGAGACCUCGUAGAUUUUGAAAGUUCUAAGUGAUUUGCUGUUCCUGUCGCUCUGAAUGCCAUCUAUUGUACUGAAAUUGGAAAGUUACCAAAGUCAUUUAACACAGUCUUUACUAGCCUGGUAAAUAAAUGAAUACCUGAAAAUAAUAUUUUUACUAUGUGGCUAUUAUCAUAGUAAUUUAAAGCAAGAUUAAACAAUAAUGUGAUGAAAUAUAACGCACAGUGAUGUAUUUUAUUUAUUAAUUUAGUUCAGUAUUACGUUUAGCAUAGAAAUUAUGAGGUCAUGAUUAUUUGGGACAGAACUUUAACUAUCAAGAAUAACUUUAAAAACGAAAGCUACAAAAUUUGCCUAACCAUUAAUUGAACCUACAAUAUUGCCUAUGCGUAUCGGUGAUCUAGAUAAUCAAUUGACAAUAGCCCAAUGGCUAAAGUGUCGGCCUGGCUGUAAAUUAUUCGAUUCCCACCCAAUGCGCUUUUGACAUGAUUGCAAAUACUAAGUAAUAUACAACGCACAUGGAGAGUAAUAACAUACAAGACACAGAUCAUACGCUAAAAUGUAUACAAUAAUAUUUAUUUCUUUUUUAAAGUCUAAUAUGAAAUAUAAUAAAUUUAAAACAGUGGUUCGUAAUGCUAGUUAAAGUUCUGUCACUAAUAGUUUUAAAAACAAAAAGCCUUGAAAUGUUAACAGCGAGUUCUUCUAGUUAUAUGUAUAUAGAUGUUAUCGAGUGAUGGACGUGCCUUGUCGUGGUGCCAUGAGAUUCGCAACGUGUUGAAUUAAAUCAUUUUACACUUUA
This is a messenger RNA of Helicoverpa armigera (cotton bollworm), 6100 nucleotides long. It is a transcript of the gene Myo31DF, whose product is annotated as Myosin 31DF. Gene Ontology annotation, cellular component: microvillus; cytoplasm; vesicle. NCBI's taxonomy places the organism in Eukaryota, Metazoa, Arthropoda, Insecta, Lepidoptera, Noctuidae. The record is from RefSeq and is a predicted model, not a curated record. Gene Ontology annotation, molecular function: microfilament motor activity; actin filament binding; ATP binding. Gene Ontology annotation, biological process: actin filament organization; vesicle transport along actin filament. The transcript has 17 exons. The coding region runs from base 158 to 3157 and encodes 999 amino acids.